Messenger RNA from Adineta ricciae, 1053 nucleotides. NCBI's taxonomy places the organism in Eukaryota, Metazoa, Rotifera, Eurotatoria, Adinetida, Adinetidae. The record is from the annotation of a GenBank genome assembly.
AUGUCCCAUCAAUCAGGAAUUACAGCAAAUGAAUCACUGCGAGCGAAAUUUAACGAGAUGAAAGAUGGACACAUUCGAGUUGUUGUCAUUGUUAUUGAAAACGAAACUCUCGUUAUCAAAGACGAGUACGCUGCUGAACAUUCGUUCAAUGAAGAUUUCGAGAAACUGGUUUCGCCGUUAGUUCAGCCUAAUCGUCCGGCCUACUAUUUCGUUCGUCUUGAUACAAUCAAUGAAAUCAGUGGACAUAACUGGCUAUUAAUUGUUUACAUUCCCGAUGAAGCGAAAGUUCGAGAACGAAUGCUUUAUGCCUCCACAGUUGCCACACUCAAACGUGAAUUCGGUAUAGCAUAUAUCACCGAAGAGAUUCGUGCAUCGUCUAUCAAUGAAAUGACGCUCAAUUCAUUUCAUCAACAUAUUCGUACUCAAGCCGCACCACCACCUCGAACAAUGCGUGAAGAAGAAAUGCUCGAAAUCAAACAGCGAGAAGUCACAUCCGACAUCAGCGUUGAUUCGAAACAUCAAACACUGCAAGGCUUAAUGUUUCCAUUCGAUGAGAACGUUCUCGAAGCAUUGCAUCUAUUCAAAAACGAAAGUGUCAAUUACAUCCAAAUGGAGAUCGAUCACGAAAAAGAACGAAUAUUUUUAACCCAUUCGGAAUCGAAUGCCACGCCUGAAAGUAUUCAAAAAUCGUUUCCUGAAAAUGCUGGACGAUACCAUGUUUAUCGAUUUACACACGAAUUCAACAAUGAAACAUUACAUUCCAAUUUCUUUCUAUAUUCUGUACCCGGUCAUGGCUCGAAAAUAAAACAACGUAUGGUUUAUGCCAGUUGUAAAGAAAGUGUUAUUGACAAUAUUGAAAAGAAACACGGCAUCACUUUCGAACGCAAGUUAGAACUCUGUGAUAUCAGUGACCUUACAACUGAUUACCUCUUUCAACAACUUCAUCCGGAAGCAAUAGCAAGUGCAAGCAAGAAGUCGUUCGCAAGACCGAAAGCGCCGUCUACACGUGGCCCACGCCGUUUACUCAAAGCAGCUGAUAAUCCCGAUGAAUAA